AAAAAUAUGUCAUUGAAAGAAGAGAGAAAGAUUUGUUCUAAACAUUAAUUGGAGAUAGCAACAAUAGAUUUAAAGUAAUCAACUGCUAAAGAAGAUAAAUAUCUUUGUAUAAAAUGUCUAAUUGAGAAAAUUGACAUCUAAAAUAUGGCCUUGGUGGAUGAGACCAAAAUUAUGAUCAAGGAAAUGAAAAAUGAAUAAUAAACUUUAAAAAUAAAGGAAAAUUAAAAGAGAAUAGAACAAUUUAAAUAAAUUGAAUGUCUGAUCAAAUAAUUUAAAGUUUAAGUAGAAGAUGUUGUUGAUAAAAUAUUAAUUAAUAUUAACUCAAGAAUAUAGUCAAUUGAAAAGGAUUUCGAAGAAUAUGACUCAAAGUUUAAAAUUUCUAAGUUUGAAGAUGAAGUUGAAAUUCUAUCAAAACAUUAUAAAGGUAGUUUCAAUUAUGAAAUUCCUUUGGAAUUUGAUAAAUUAGAUGAUGACAAUUAAUUCUAUGAUUCUAUAUAAUCAAUGUUUUAAUCAUUUACUAGUAAUUAAUCAUUCGUCUAAGUUAUUGAUACUUUAUAAUAAAAUAAGAAAAUUGAAUAACCAAGGGAGAUAAAAGCCUCAAAAAUUUAAAAUGAAAAAGAAAUAGAUAAAUCAGUAAUUAUUAUUAGUAUUUUAGAAAACUCCAAGUUUGAAUAUAAAAUGUAAUAAACAUGGAAAAGAGAUCAUAACAUUUAAUUUAGAUUCAAAUGAAACAUAAGCAUCUAAAUUAAUAUGUAUAGAUUGUAUUCAUAAUAAUGAUCCUAUUAAAUAUACUUCAUUAUAAGAUGCUUGUCUAAAAUGGGAUGAGUUUAAAGGUAAAAGUUAAGAUAAAAUCAAAACAUUUUAGAAUUCAAGAUUAUUUUAAUAAGAAAAGAUAAUCUAAAACCUUAAACAAAUUAGAGAACAACAUAACUAAAUCUUAAAUGAAUUGAUUGAAAAAAUAAAUAAUGAAUAAUAAUCAAUCUAAUUAGAAUAAUCUAAUAAGGGAUUAUAUUAAACAGAUUUUUAUGGAUUUAAUUAAGAAUAGAUUGAAGAAAUCACUUAAAUUUUAAGCAAAAAAGAUAAAUUUAAAGCUUUAAGUGAUUUAUAAGAUAAUAUAGAAUAAGAAGAUUAAAUUAGAUAUAAUUUAAUAACUAAUAAUCUAAUUAGUUUAUUUGAAUUCGAAUUAUUAAAAAGAGAAGACAUCUUAAAGAUUUCAGGGUAGGAUUAUUCUAACAUUAAUUUUACUUAAAUUGAAGAUUCAAAAAUUAAGAAUGAAAUUUAAAAGAAGAUUUAAAAGUUUAAUGUUUAUUAUAGCAUUUUCAAUUAAACUUUUAAUUUAUAUAAAUCUAUUAUUCAAAAUAUUUAAGAUAUAUAAAUUCAAAGAGACUCGACAAGUAAAGAAUAAAGUGAAGAAACUAUGAUAGAAACAAAUGUUUAAUUUGAUGAAAUUAUAUAGAAAUUUACAAAAAAUACAAUAUAAAUAAAGAGACUUCUAUCAAUUGAUUAAUUAGAAGAUUUAUAAAAGACUAAAUAAAUAGAAAUUGAAUAAAAUUCUCUAAAGAUUAUUUAAUAAUCAGAAAAUUAUUCAAAAUUAGAAUAAUAAUUCAACUCCUUAUAAUAAAGUUAUAAUGAUUUAAUCAAUUAAAAUGAGAUUUUAUUAAAUGAAAAAUAAUCUACUCUAAAGAACCACGAGAAAUUAAAAGAAGAUUGUAAUAAUUGUAAAUUAUUCUAUCUUAUAUAUUUUAGUCACUUCGCAAAUUAUUAAUCUUAAUCAACAAUUAAAUGAUAAACAAAGUGAAAUUACAAAAGCUAAUUAGUUAUUAGAAUAAACGAAAUAGUAAAAUUAAAAUUUAUUGGAUGAAAAAUAGUCUACUCUUAAGAAUUAUGAGAAACUAAAAGAAGAUUGUAAUAAAUGUAAAUGAUUUCAUUUUAUAUAUCUUAGAAACUUCACAAAUAAGUAAUCUGAAUCAAUAAUUAAAUGAUAAAUAAAAUUAAAUUUCAAAAGCAAAUUAGUUAACAGAAUAAAUUUAAGAGUAAUUCAAAUAAUUGUAGAGAGAUUGUCAAGAUAUUACAUAUCUACAAAAAUAAAUUUAAAUAGUAUGUUAUAAUAAUUAAUUUUAUUUGUAGUAGUAGUAGUAGUAGUAGUAGUAAAUUUUAGAUUAAUAUCCUUUAUAACUAACAUUUUCAUAAUAAUUUAAACAUAAUAAAUGUGAAAUAUCUUAAAAUGGUAAAGUUGUUGUUCCAAAUGAUAAUGGUGGUUACUUUUGUUUUAUUUGUGAUCAAAUGAUUCCAAAACAUGGAUUAGUCAAAUUUGCAUUUAAAAUAUUAGAUAAUUAUUAUGUAAUGAUAGGAAUUGGUUUUAGAGAUAUUAUAUAAAAGAGCAAUUAUUAUGAUUAACAUGGAAUUGGAAAAGGGUAUUAUAUAAAUUAUUAAUAAUAGAACAUAUUAUAUAUUUUAUGAUGGUAGAUGUUUUAAUCAUGAUUAAUAAGAUAAAAAUGAUAAAAAUAUAUCAUUUAAAUUCACCACUAAUGAUAUAAUUAUAAUAGAAGUUGAUAUUUAGAAUAAGUAUAUAAAAUGGAUUAAGUAAUCAACAAAUGAAUCAUUUGUAAAUAUUAAACUAUAUACUAAGACACUCAACAUAGAUACAUCUUAAAAUCUUUAUCCAUCUGUUAAUUUAUAUAACAAAUCGAAAGUAGAAAUAAUAAGUUAAUUCAAUAAAUGA
Molecule: messenger RNA, 2722 nt
Organism: Paramecium sonneborni
Lineage: Eukaryota; Ciliophora; Oligohymenophorea; Peniculida; Parameciidae
Source: the annotation of a GenBank genome assembly